AUGUCAAGUUAUUUCUCAGGAUUUCAGCUAGAUAAGAUAAACUCAACCUUGAAUUCAGCAGCUCAAAAGACACAACAGAAACUCAACGACACCCAAGAACAACUAUUCCGUGCUAUUCAGAGCAUCAAUAUUGAUGAGACACAAACUAUACUAUCAUUAAAAACUCGUACACAUAAGUUACAGGAAACAUUAGGGACCAUUAAGGAUAUAUCAAAGCUUCCACCGCAAUACCAAUAUUUAGAGAAGAAAUGCGACACCUUCGAAAAAGCUUGUAAAAGGAUGCUGAUUGUUACUAAAACUUUCGAGGUCCCAGGAUAUGAUUAUCCUCCAAAUUUGACCGAAAGUUUAUCCAAUUGGUGGGAUUCUUCAACAAGGGAAUCGUUCUUGCCUUUUGGUAAGAAAACUAAGCAUGCUAGUCAGAAAGAACAGGAUGAAGACAAAGAAGAAGAAAAUAGUCCACCAUCGUUCCCCCAUGCUAUAGGAAAGGCCGCGAAGGAAUCUGCAAAUAUUAUUAAGGACUUGGGGCAUGAAUCUCUCGCGACAGGGGAUGAUAAUGCCAGAAAUGAAGAAGACGAAGACGAAGACGAAGACGUCGAUGCCGUAACUAAAAUGUUCCAAUCAUGGGCCACUUCUCAAUUCAAAAUUCACAAGGGAAAGCAAGAAAUGGACAAGUUUGUUGCAAAAGAAUUCAACAAGAAAUUAGAAGAGCUAAUUGAAGUGGAGUUUAAAAAAGUACAUGCCUUACGCUCUUCUGUUGAGGAAUCAAGGCUCAAAUUUGACACACUAAGACAUGAGAUAAAAACCGCUGCCGCUUCUAAUGCAGGUGCAUCAGGAGAACAGGAUAAAUCCGUUGAUGAAAGCGAAGAUGCAAAUAAGAGCAGCUCAGAGCCCGUUUCGCAGCCAGCUGCUUCGGCCGAGGAUACCGAGCUAAACGAAUUAUUAGAAAAGUACGAAGAUGAGUUUGUCUCUAAUACAUCAGAAGCCGUUGAACUAAUGUUACGAAUUACUGAUUCCGCAAAGUUGGUAACAUUAGUAAAACUAUUCCAUAACUUCCAGUUGCAUUACCAUAAGCUCUGUGUUCGUGAAAUUCAAAGUAGUUUGGAUUUCCUGGGUGAAUUGGGUGUUGAUGAAGAAUAA
Molecule: messenger RNA, 1137 nt
Organism: Eremothecium sinecaudum
Lineage: Eukaryota; Fungi; Ascomycota; Saccharomycetes; Saccharomycetales; Saccharomycetaceae
Exons: 1
Coding region: 1-1137 (378 amino acids)
Source: RefSeq, a predicted model, not a curated record